AUAAGCUCAUCAGCUUUCGACACUGAAGCCUCUGUCAUCUCUUUCACGGUCGAGUCCAAACAAAACUAAAGUUAAAAAAAAUGUACAAGUCUUUGGAUUCCCUGUCCUUUAAAGAUGUGGUGGCAUCGGGGAUUCCGAUUGAACUUGCGGGAGAAAUUCACCGGAAGGUGACGGAGAUCGUUCGUAAUUACGGAUCUGCCUCGCCGGAGACUUGGAGCCGAAUUUCCAAACAUGUCCUUACCCCUACUCUCCCUUUCUCUCUUCAUCAACUAAUGUACUACGGUUGUUACAAAGAUUUCAAACCCGACCCUCCUGCUUGGAUUCCCGACCCGGAGAGUGCAUUGUUAACAAAUGUUGGGCGUCUGUUGGAGAGGCGUGGAAAAGAACUCCUGGGCUCCAAAUACGACGACCCUAUAUCUAGUUUCCCUCAUCUUCAGGAAUUUUCGGUCUCAAAUCCUGAGGUUUAUUGGGAAACUAUACUGGAUGAAUUGUGUGUAUAUUUUUCGGUUCCUCCUGAUUGUAUCUUACAGAGUCCCUCUGAAGAUAGCUGCAUAUCGAAUCCAGGGGGUAAAUGGCUUCCUGGAACUUUUCUGAACCCCGCGAAGAACUGCUUGGUUGUUAAUAGUAAGAGAAGUUUGGAUGACAUAGUAAUAAGAUGGCGUGAUGAGGGAGGGGAUGAUCUGCCUGUGAAAAGCAUGAAACUCAAGGAAUUGCAGACGGAGGUUUGGUAUGUUGCUCUUCAUCUCAUAGAUCCAGUGUUUGUUCAUAGUUGCUUCUAUUAUCAUUAUUUUUCUUUCGGUAUGCAUAAUUACAGUUAA
Molecule: messenger RNA, 818 nt
Organism: Hibiscus syriacus
Lineage: Eukaryota; Viridiplantae; Streptophyta; Magnoliopsida; Malvales; Malvaceae
Product: probable acyl-activating enzyme 17, peroxisomal
Exons: 3
Coding region: 81-818 (245 amino acids)
Source: RefSeq, a predicted model, not a curated record